AUGAAGACUCUAUUCGGGAAGACAGGUGGCCAGCGGUCCAGAGCUGAUGCAGGCCACGCUGGUGUACCUGCAAGCGUGAUGAAGAAAAGGACGUCCCACAAAAAGCAUCGCAGCAGCGCACCUGUUUCCCCGCCUCCGCGGAGCAUCAUAGGCUGCAGGAUUCGGCAUGGGUGGAAAGAGGGGAAUAGCCCUGUCACCCAGUGGAAAGGAACCGUUCUGGACCAGGUGCCUGUAAAUCCUUCUUUGUAUCUUAUAAAAUACGAUGGAUUUGACUGUGUUUAUGGACUCGAACUUAAUAAAGAUGAAAGAAUUUCUGCACUUGAAGUCCUCCCUGAUAGAGUUGCAACCUCUCAAAUCAGUGAUGCACACCUAGCUGACUCAAUGAUUGGCAAAGCCGUGAAGCACGUGUUUGAGACCGAGGAUGGCUCUAAAGAUGAGUGGAGAGGAAUGGUUCUAGCACGGGUCCCUAUAAUGAGCACGUGGUUUUACAUCACCUAUGAGAAAGAUCCUGUCCUGUAUACCUACCAGCUCUUAGAUGAUUAUAAAGAAGGUGACCUUCACAUUAUGCCUGAUUCUAUUGGUUCACCUCCAGCAGAAAGGGAACGAGGAGCGGUUGUGGACAGGCUGGUGGGCAAACAAGUGGAAUAUGCCAAAGAAGAUGGCUCUAAGAGGACUGGCAUGGUCAUCCAUCAAGUAGAGGCCAAACCGUCUAUCUGUUUCAUCAAAUUUGACGACGAUUUCCAUAUUUACGUCUACGAUUUGGUGAAAACAUCCUAG
Molecule: messenger RNA, 777 nt
Organism: Hippopotamus amphibius kiboko
Lineage: Eukaryota; Metazoa; Chordata; Mammalia; Artiodactyla; Hippopotamidae
Product: spindlin-1-like
Exons: 1
Coding region: 1-777 (258 amino acids)
Biological process (GO): regulation of DNA-templated transcription; gamete generation
Cellular component (GO): cytosol; nucleoplasm
Source: RefSeq, a predicted model, not a curated record